UUAGCGGUCCCACGGCGGCAGACAAUUUGGCACGCCACAUUUACAUCAUCCCGCUCCUAUUCCAGUUUCUCGAUUAAUGUCCCGCAAACAUGGAGAUAAAAUUGCUGUCGUGUCCCCUGUGUCUGAAACCGCAUUUCGAGGGUGUCGACUCACUUAGAUCGACGCUAGUUAGUGUCGCAACUUCGCAUUUGUCGUGUCCGGUGUGCAGUGAAGUGUUGCUGGGCUUGGACAAGCUCACCAUCCAUCUGUUCAGCCACAUAAGCCACGUGAAGGUGAGCGCGGUCGAAGAGGAGGUGCAGGAGGACAGUGUGCGGAAGGAAAUCGACCAGAGCAUCGACAGCAUAUCCGGUACGACGCAGAUAGUUGAAAAUGAACGUGCCGAGUCGGGGAAAGGCAAAAGCCAGGAGAAGAACUUGCGGUGCGACAUUUGUGGGUUCUGUUUCACGGACCAGAACAUCCUGGAGAUGCAUCAGAACCUCCUCCAUCAAACCACACCGGACAAAAAGACGGGUUUGUACAGUUACCACUGCCACCUGUGCAGUAAGAAGUUCAAGAUGAGGGGCAGCCUGAUGGUGCACCUCAGGGUGGCUCACUAUGGGUACUCACACGACUCCAACGGGGGCCAAAACGGUGGAAGGAAGAAGUCUAACAAGGCCAGUGAUGUGAGUGUGGACGAGACUGUUGCUAAAGCGUCGCCAAAGCAAAAGCAGCAGGAUAAUAAACAGUGGGAGUGUGACGUUUGUUCUAAGAUGUUCACCACCAAGUACUUUUUGAAGAAACACAAAAGAUUACACACAGGUGAAAUGCCAUACUCCUGCUCCCAGUGUAGCAAAUCCUUCACAUUUCAGCAGUCCUACCACAAACACAUGCUGUACCACUCCUCAGAGAAACCUUACGUUUGCAGCGAAUGCGGACGCGCCUUCAAGGAACUGUCCACACUCCAAAACCACCAGAGAAUACACUCUGGGGAGAGACCUUUUGGCUGCGAAACCUGCGGUAAAAGAUUUCGGCAGAGGGUUAGCUAUUUAGUGCACAGAAGGAUCCACACGGGCGUGAUGCCCUACAAAUGUACGGCCUGCGACAAAAGCUUCCGCUACAAAGUCAGUCAGAGGUCACAUAAAUGUCCGAUGAAUCCUCCGGGGUCGGUGGUACGGAUUGCCGAUGUUUCGGACUCGGCUCCUUCACCAACCAGUGUUCCAUCACCUGUUCCGGUGACAACUGAGACGGAAAGCCAGAACAUGAAGUGCAUAAUGUCGGUGGAUUAUGCCACAGGGAACAUUAAUUUUAUACCGGAGAAUCAGGGCAACAUUAAUAUUUUGUACAUAGACAAUGGGGAGAAGAAACAGCCUGAUAAUGGACAGAUACAGAUAACGUAUAACAAAAUGGACUUUGCCCCUAAUUCUUUACAGUAUACAAAUAACAAUAAUGAUGAUGGUGGUGGUGGAGGUGCAGUUCAAGAUCAAAGAGACUUAUUUUCCAUGGUAUUAUCACCCUUACUGCCUGAUGUCGAGUCAUUAUGUUUGACCAACAACAGCCCCGACAAUAGUGACAACUCACAAAUGUUAAACACCAUGGAUAAAUUGAUUUAUAAAGAAAAUAAUAAUUUAUGACCAUAAACGAUAUUUUUGUACAUUUUGUGUUUUAGCAAUUUAUUAAAAACACAUAACAAAGAA
Messenger RNA from Aethina tumida (small hive beetle), 1673 nucleotides. RefSeq names its product zinc finger protein 271. Gene Ontology annotation, cellular component: nucleus. Bases 90 to 1610 code for a protein of 506 amino acids. The record is from RefSeq and is a predicted model, not a curated record. NCBI's taxonomy places the organism in Eukaryota, Metazoa, Arthropoda, Insecta, Coleoptera, Nitidulidae. The transcript is spliced from 4 exons.